Molecule: messenger RNA, 1641 nt
Organism: Macrosiphum euphorbiae (potato aphid)
Lineage: Eukaryota; Metazoa; Arthropoda; Insecta; Hemiptera; Aphididae
Source: the annotation of a GenBank genome assembly
AUGGCCAAUUUCGGUCGGUUUUACGUGCCGCCGUUCGGGGCCGCCAUGAACGUGGUGUGGGCCGCCGUCAAGGCGUACGUGCCCGAGGACAGUCCAUGUGUGGAAGCCAUCAUGAAACGUCGUGGUGAUCGGGCGGCGGAGGGCGCGGCGUCUGCCGGGACUGGGACCGGGGCGGCGGACGGCGUAGACGCCGAGCGGAACCGGUUGCAGGGCGGUGGCAAGCCGGACACGAACCCGUUCCGGACCACGUGCAACUCGGAACUGUCGUCGUACGGUGGCGUGGAGAAACGCGACGGCGGAGUGGACGGCGACGGCGUCACCAAGAGGACGCCGCAAGCGUUCAGCAUGGACGACGGUAGCUUCGAUGAGGACUCGUCGGGCGGCGGAGAGUUUGGUCGCGGCCGCCAUAAGAUCGACGAAUGGCAAGCCGCGUGGAACGUCACCAACGCCAUACAGGGGAUGUUCGUGGUAUCACUGCCGUUCGCCGUGCUGCGUGGCGGUUACUGGGCGAUCGUGGCCAUGAUCGGGAUCGCGUACAUAUGCUGUUACACGGGCAAGAUACUGGUAGAGUGCCUGUACGAGCUGGACCUAAACACGGGACAGCGGGUCCGAGUCCGCGACUCGUACGUGUCGAUCGCCCGGGAUUGUUUCGGGCCGGUGUGGGGCGCCCGGGCCGUGAACGUGGCCCAGAUGAUCGAGCUGCUGAUGACGUGCAUACUGUACGUGGUGGCGUGCGGUGACCUGAUGGAGGGCACGUUCCCGGACGGCGUGAUCGACACGCGUAGCUGGAUGAUGAUCACUGGAGUGCUGCUCAUACCGCUCGGGUUUCUGAAGCACUUGCAUCACGUGUCGUUACUCAGCUUCUGGUGCACGAUGUCGCACAUAGUCAUCAACAUCAUCAUACUGGGCUACUGCGUGCUGGAGCUGCCUGACUGGGGCUGGAGCAAGGUCAAAUGGACCAUCGACGUGGAGAACUUCCCCAUAUCGCUGGGCAUGAUCGUGUUCAGUUACACGUCGCAGAUAUUCCUACCCACACUCGAGGGCAACCUGAUCGACCGGUCAAAGUUCGACUGGAUGCUGGAGUGGAGCCACAUCGCGGCCGGCGUAUUCAAGUCGCUAUUCGGUUACGUGUGCUUUCUGACGUUCCAGAACGACACGCAACAGGUGAUUACCAACAACCUGCACUCGCCCGCGUUCAAGGGCUUGGUCAACGUGUUCCUGGUGGUCAAGGUGCUGCUGUCGUACCCGCUGCCGUACUACGCGGCGUGCGAUAUACUCGAGAAGUCCUUCUUCAUCGGGCCACCCGCCACACCAUACCCAAGUAUCUGGCAUGUGGACGGCGAGCUCAAGGUCUGGGGUCUGGCGUUCCGAGUGGCCAUCAUCCUGUGCACCGUGUUCAUGGCCAUAUCCAUACCGCACUUCGCCAUACUGAUGGGCUUCAUCGGCAGCUUCACCGGCACCAUGCUGUCGUUCAUAUGGCCGUGCUAUUUCCACCUCAAGCUGAAGGGUGACUCGCUCGAGUGGCGCACCAUUAUGUUCAACUGUUUCGUCAUAUUCCUCGGCUGCCUGUUCGGCGUCAUCGGCGUCUACGACUCCGGCUCGGCCAUCAUCAAAGCGUUCCAGAUUGGGUUGCCGUUCUGA